AUGACUAUAAGUGCUGUUAAAUACCGAAGCGAUUUGCAAGGCAUCAGAGCACUAGCGAUCACUGCUGUUCUUCUGUUUCACUUCUAUCCGCUGCGCUUUCCCAAUGGGCACAUAGGAGUCGACCAAUUUUUUGUCCUGUCGGGAUUCCUGAUGUCCAUGAUGUUCGAACGAGAAAAACACCUCGGAUUUGAAGAAGUGGCUUGUUUUUAUUAUCGAAGAGCGCGUCGCAUUCUGCCAUCGUAUCUCCUGGUUAUUCUGCUUUCACUUAUUGCAUCUCACUUUAUUCUUUCACUCUACUUGCAAGCCAGUAACUGGGAAUCUGCUAUUUAUGCGUUGAUGCUCAUCACAAACAUCGAGGCAGCCGAAAGUAUCAGAGAUUAUUUGAGGAUGCUAACGAGAACGAGUGACCUUUUCACUCGUACGUGGUCCAUAUGUUUAGAAAUGCAGUUUUAUUUCAUAUUUCCUCUUAUUUUCCUCAUCUACAAAUCCAUGCCUUUCUUAAUAGCUAAUCUCUUCUUAAUAAUAGUUGGUAAGGGAUUUGCAUUCAAUAUGGUUCAUGCUAGACUGUGGCAAUUCAUUUUGGGUAAGACUGAGAAUUCCUCUUAUCGUGCUUUUUCUGUUAGUUAUUUACAACUUGUGAGAAUACCACUCAAAAUCAAAGAGGUAAUCGUCUCAACAUUUCUAACGGCCGGUCUUAUUCACAGUCAUCCGACGAACUACAGUUCGAUUCUUUCAUCAAAAUAUACCACUUAUGUUGGAAAGCUGUCUUAUUCGUUAUAUCUUGUACAUUGGCCGAUUUAUACUGCCAUUAAGAUGCAAAAAUCUGAAAACGCUCUCGGUAAGUCUGCUGAAAGCCAGCUUUGUAACACUGUAAUUGCAAAAACAAAAGCUUAG
Molecule: messenger RNA, 894 nt
Organism: Angiostrongylus costaricensis
Lineage: Eukaryota; Metazoa; Nematoda; Chromadorea; Rhabditida; Metastrongylidae
Source: the annotation of a GenBank genome assembly